Arabidopsis thaliana (thale cress) is the source of this 2506-nucleotide messenger RNA. Its product is annotated as Protein kinase superfamily protein. The record is from RefSeq and is marked reviewed. Gene Ontology annotation, molecular function: ATP binding. NCBI's taxonomy places the organism in Eukaryota, Viridiplantae, Streptophyta, Magnoliopsida, Brassicales, Brassicaceae. The transcript has 15 exons. The coding region runs from base 187 to 2472 and encodes 761 amino acids.
ACGUGGAGAAAGAGACUCUCAAAACUUUCUUCGUCUUCUUCGGACGGACAAUCUCGUUUACGCAUUUUAUCGAACAGUUUGUGUGCAUAAAAGCUAACGAGUGGUGAAUCUAACGGACUAUGGGAUUUUCGCUUGCUGUUCGACUGAAUAGAUCUUCGUCUCGUUCGUGUUGUUAGCCGAUGAGGAAUGCCGUUGUUGCGCUCCGCCAUCACCGUCGUGUUUCGCUGCUCCGGAGAAAAUUGUGAUUAUCACGAGAACAUACAAUUUCUGCGUUUGGGGAAUUUUGGAAACUUGGAUGUUAGUUUUGUAAUGCUGAAAACUCUUUGCUUUGUAAUCCCUUGGUUGCUCAAACUCAGUUUCAUUGUAGCGUUCCGUGAUGACAAUACUAUUUGUCUGUCUCCAAGCUUGAAGAAUAAUGAACUCUCAAGACAGACAAAUUCAUGGGUUUCACCAUUUUGCUUGCAACGCAGAGCGUAUUCGACGGGUUUCACCAGCGUACAUGGUGGAAUACCUACGGCAGAGUAUGCAAAGUUGCGGAGAGAAUCCCUUGAAACUGAAUUUGGACAUGCUCUAGGAGCAUAUAGCUCGAAAAGUUUUUCUGCAGUGUAUCGUUUUGGACCCUUUUUGGCUUUGUAUAGAGCUGCAAUCAUUUCGUAUCAUGUGGUGAAGCUUGCCUUUUGGCAGCUGUUUGUUCAGGAUAUGAGGAAACGGGCUGUCAAGUUCCGUGAGACUCUUAUCAGCUUGGGGCCUUUCUACAUUAAGCUGGGACAGGCACUGAGCACGAGACCAGACAUAUUACCAUCUAUAUACUGUCAGGAACUUUCAAAAUUGCAGGACCAGAUUCCUCCAUUUCCAACUACUGUUGCCAUGCGAUGUAUUGAAGAGCAACUGGGUGCUCCAGUGUCAAAACUUUUUGCAGAUAUUAGUCUUAAACCUGUUGCUGCUGCAUCCCUGGGUCAGGUAUACAAAGCUCAUCUGCAUUCUGGACAAUUGGUAGCCGUUAAGGUUCAGAGACCUGGAAUGUCACUCAUUCUAACACGUGAUGCCCUCUUAUUCAAAAUGAUUGGGGGACAACUGAAACGAUUUGCUAAAGCCCGUAAGGAUCUUUUGGUAGCGGUGAAUGAGAUGGUCAGGCAUAUGUUUGACGAAAUAGAUUACGUUCUCGAGGCAAAAAAUGCAGAACGAUUUGCCUCUCUAUACAGUUUUGACUCAGGGAAUGAGCAGAUUGAUGAUAACGCUGGACCUAGGAAUAUGUCCAGGAAUCACAGAGCAGAGAACAUCAAAGUCCCUAAAAUUUACUGGAAUUUUACACGCACAGCAGUGCUCACAAUGGAAUGGAUCGAUGGCAUAAAAUUAACAGAUGAAAUUAAGCUGAAAAGGGCUUCCCUUGAUAGAAGGGACUUGAUCGAUCAGGGCUUAUCCUGUUCAUUAAAGCAGCUUCUUGAGGUUGGAUUCUUUCAUGCUGAUCCGCACCCAGGAAAUCUUGUGGCUACUAAAGAAGGGUCUCUUGUUUACUUUGACUUCGGAAUGAUGGGGAAUAUUCCACGCCAUUACCGUGUGGGACUUAUUCAAAUUCUGGUGCAUUUUGUCAACCGUGAUUCUCUAAGUUUGGCAAAUGAUUUCCUGUCCUUGGGAUUUUUGCCUGAAGGGGUUGAUAUACAAGCAGUUUCAAAUGCUUUGCGUACUUCAUUUGGUUCUACUACGAGAAUAUCACAAGAUUUCCAGGGGGUGAUGGAACAAUUAUAUGAUGUUAUGUACGAGUUCAACUUUUCGCUGCCUCCAGACUAUGCUCUUGUUAUAAGAUCUCUUGGUUCACUGGAAGGCACGGCUAAGAUUCUUGAUCCAGAGUUUAAAGUGAUUGAGAGUGCAUAUCCAUUUGUUAUCGGGAGGCUAUUAGCAGAUCCAAGCCCAGAUAUGAGGAAAAUACUAAGGGAGCUUGUCAUUUGUAAUGAUGGAUCAAUAAGGUGGAAUCGUCUUGAACGCCUGGUAGCAGCAAUAUCAGAACAGGCUUCUGCGACUUCAGGAGACUCUCCAGAAGAUAAAACGUUGAAGAAAUCAUCGGAACUGAAAUCAUUCGACAUGCAUUCAGUAGUUUCCGCAACAGAAGAUCUGCUACUGUUCAUAUUAUCCGAGAAAGGGCAGAGAGUUCGGGUCUUCCUUCUUCAAGACAUAAUCAGAGUGGUUGAUAUUUUCCUGGAAGUAGAGGCUCUUGAGCUCAACAAGACCAUCAAUCUUAAGACGGAAGAAGGGACAAUGAAAAGAGUGAGCAAUGGAUUCAAAGGUCUGAGUGAGGCGGUGAAGCUUGCACCGGGAAUGUGGAUAUCAAUGCUUCUUCGGAUGUCAAGGAAGUCUGAGGUUCAUAGUUAUGCUUUAGAUAUUGUUUCUGCAUUGUCUACACAUUUUGGCCACAAAGUGCCUCACACUUGUUGGAUCCUUCUCUCCAAAUUGCUCCAUCACAAUAAGAGCCAAUAAUUAAACGUUCGUCUAUGCUAUUACAUACUUUUGG